GUUCCGCCCGCUGCUAGGAACACGUGAAAUGGCGGGCGGGAGAGGGCGGUGAACCUAUGGCGCCUGCGUAGUGGCGGGAGUUGUGCCCUGUUUUGCGCAGGCGUUAUGGGCGGAGAAAGGGUCCGGUUCCAGGAUUGGUUGCGCAGGCGCAGGGAAGGAUCCGUUUUGGCGGGCGGUUGGCGUUGCGCAGAAGGCGGCGGCAGCGGUGGCUUGUGGUUCGGCCCCACCACAGAGGAACAGGGCAGACGUUAGUGUGAGUGAUCACUCUCGAUCCCGGGAACCCCCGUGGCCUUAGUCCUUCAGGUGGAAUAGUGUGCGACAUGGGAAAGAAAACCAAGAGGACAGCUGACAGUUCUUCUUCAGAGGAUGAGGAGGAAUAUGUUGUGGAGAAGGUGUUAGACAGGCGUGUGGUUAAGGGGCAAGUGGAGUAUCUCCUGAAGUGGAAAGGCUUUUCUGAGGAGCACAAUACUUGGGAACCAGAGAAAAACUUGGAUUGCCCUGAGCUAAUUUCUGAGUUUAUGAAAAAGUACAAGAAGAUGAAGGAGGGUGAGAAUAACAAACCCAGGGAGAAGUCAGAAAGUAACAAGAGGAAAUCCAAUUUUUCGAACAGUGCUGAUGAUAUUAAAUCCAAAAAAAAGAGAGAGAGCAAUGAUAUCGCUCGGGGCUUUGAGAGAGGACUGGAACCAGAAAAGAUCAUUGGGGCGACAGAUUCCUGUGGCGAUUUAAUGUUCCUAAUGAAAUGGAAAGACACAGAUGAAGCCGACUUGGUUCUUGCAAAAGAAGCUAAUGUGAAAUGUCCACAAAUUGUGAUAGCAUUUUAUGAAGAGAGACUGACGUGGCAUGCAUAUCCUGAGGAUGCGGAAAACAAAGAGAAAGAAACCGCAAAGAGCUAAAGGAGGGGGUGGUCUCUGUCAUUUCUCUUUGUACAUAAUACAUUCACCUCCCUGCCUCUCCCUUCUGCCCACCCUCUUCUAUCCUAAACACAUCCAUAAAAAAAAUGUGCUUAUCACUGUGCUCCACAGGAGAAAUGUUGGUAUUGGUUCUCUUGUAACAUAACUGAUGGUCUGAUUCAUGAUAAGUGUCUUUCUGUGAAGACCAGGCAUUUACAUACUGUGUGUAAUUCCCACAGUUUUUUCCUUUGCCCUUAUCUCUUCCUUCUACUCCCCUGUGACCUCAAGAUGAGUUUUUAACUUUUUAAUCACCUUAGAGUCUUGAUCUUUUCAGGGUUGGUUGCUUUUUAGAUUGGGGAUUUUAUUACAAUGAUGAUGAAUUUUGGUUUCUUGCUUUGUUUCUUAGAAUGUGUUGAUGACCAGCUGGCCUUUGUUUUGACAUGUUGGGAUGGAAAGAAUAUUGCCCAUCUUUUAAAAAGCCAAUAGCAACUGCCUACCUGUUGGGACUUUCCCAACCUUCUUUAGCUCUACCCAGGAGAAUACAGGGUCCCUGGCGUGGUCUUCUUCUGGGCCACCCUCUGUUUUUCAUCCUCAACCAUCCUCCCAAAAUGACUCCGUCCUUUGGAGGACUUGAAAUUUUAUGUUGAAAUUUGUCAAGGCUCUCCUUUUAACCCUGGGACUUUUCGGCCUUGUUCUUAGCAAUCCCUGAUUCUCCUUCUGUAAGUUUGUCAUAAAAUGGCAAGAUAAUUAACUGUGGAUAGUCUAAGCUAUGGAACAGGAGGAUGAUGGGGUAGGGGCAAGAUACAGUUGUCUUUAUCACACAUGGUAUGUAUGUAUUCUUUCCCUCCAUCCCUCAUAUUUAGACUGUAUUUAUAUAGGUGUGAGUGAUUGCCUGGUGCUUGCUUGUGCCAAGGUGCUAGGCACCCUCCAACCCUGCCAACUUUUGUGGCCUCCCAAAGCAUUCCUGUUACCAAAGAGGCUUCAAACCUGACUCUCACUUCUCAGUGAACCUACGUUGCCCUUCCAUGCCAUUAUUUUCAGUGGAGAAUUAUUGGAGGGGAGCCAUUGGCCCCAAUAUCAAUUUUAAAUAUUCAUUAAUAAUUAUAGUCAUAGGUUUCCUGCUUUUUUGACUCCUGGAUUUGCCAAAAGUUCCCAAAUUAUUAAUGCUCUUCUCCUUUUCCACCCUCAAAGUUUUAUUUGUAUCUUAUUUUUAAAAACCCAUUUCCAUGGAAAACUAUCAUCUCAGAAAGUGGCAGGUCCUGGCAUUAGCAUGUUGACACAACCUUUACUCCCUACUGAGCCAAAUAGUUCCCUUUUGCUUUGCUAUGAGAGAUUUUCUGAUCAUAUCCUUCUGCCUUUGUCCCCCAAACAAUACCCUACUUCUCUUUAUCCUUUUCUUACAAUUGAGAGGGCUAGAGAAUCAGGACUAAAGGAAGUAGCAGGGUUUGAGCAUCCUUGUCCCAACCUCAAAGCUGAGGAAAUAAGAAUAAAUGCUUAAAGUAGCCUUAAUUUUAGAGUUUGCCAGCCACUGAGGCUGUUUUGUUGUUGCUUUUGAUUUUUAAAACAUGUAGCUAUCUGUCCAGGAGCAUUAAGCCAUUGCUAGAUUAUUCAUAGUAAUGAGGGGAAUGGUGGAUUGCUCCAGUCCACAGAUGAGCCAAAUAAUAUGCAAAUCAUAUACCCAUUCAUAGCAUUUGUUACAUUGCUUCCCUGCUCAGCUGCUGAUUGAAUUCUGUAUGCUUGUAUAAAUUAUGUCAAAAAUUAUACUGCACAGUUGAGAAGACAGCUGUUGCUGCAGUGACAGGACAGACUGGAACAAUGAAGCUCUUGGUGUAAGUCAGCUAGGAAAAUCUUUCUGAAUGGCAGUGUGAUUGGGGGAGAGCUCAUAACCCAUACCUCACAUGGGUAGGAAGGAGUUUUAUCUCCAUAUUCCUUUGCUCUCUGAAGGAAUUAAGUGCUGGAUAACUAUUGACAGUCGUUUGUACUUACAUCUGAUGAGUAUCAACAAAAUGAUCAGAAAACAGAUUUUUCCUACAAGUAAUGUAGGAUAUCAGGGUAGAAUAGGGCAAAAGAUGUCCAGAGCUCCUGAGGAGGGGAUCACCUAGGUCACCUUGACUUGCUGCUGGAGAAAAUGCUAACCUAUUUAAGUAACCAGUGCAUGCCUCCCAGUGAUAGCAGGUAUAUGAACUGCAGUGAGCAUAUUUUUAAAACCAGAAAUAUAGCACAUGGGCAAGGAAAACAGCAGUGUUUGGUACUGAGAUUGAUCCAAUUGGUUUUUGAAACCUGAUACACAGUGUUUUGCUGUGGCUAUAGAUGAUAUUUAACACAUUCAUUGAAAUCUGAAUUUCUUUUACCAAAAUAACCCUAGUGUCAUCCAUCACCCUUUAAUGCUCUUCAUUCCAUCUUCUUAUGUCUUCAGUUAAUGGAAUCAUGGUUUUCUAAUGAGUACCGUCAAAACAACUAUAGUUCUCUCCUUGCUACUCACAGCUGGCUCUGUAGGAAUGUAGGGAACCAGAGUGCCAAUACUAAUUUCAGCCCUCAGCACAAAGGAAACCAGAUGCCUGCCUGUACCUCCAGCAUUUGUUGGUGCUGAGUAGUUUUCUCUCCCUUGGAGAAUUGCAGCCUCAGACAAAUUUGUUUCAUGGAACUUUCUCCUCUCUGAGGAGUUUGUAGCCAUGGGUAAAGCACCCACUCACACAGACACAUGCAUACUGAGGAUUGAACCCAGGGGUGCUCUAUCACUGAGGUAUAUCCCUAGACCUUUUUAUUUUAUUUUGAGAUCGGAUUUCACCAAGUUGCCCAAGCUGGCCUCCAACUUGAAUCCGGCCUCAUCCUCCCAAGUAACUGGGAUUACAGAUGUGCCAUUGCACCCAGUUUGCAAAGAAAGCACUCCUAAAUGCCUAGGUCUCAGGUGCUCAAGGUGUAUUUUUCUUGCAGUUAGUCCUCUUUCAAAACAUCUUUCUAAUGCUGAAUUUCUUCCAGUAAUCGGCAGUAAGCGAUAUCAUAUCCCUUUCUAUAGAGUUUAUCAGAGCUUUUCGAGUAGAGUCUACUAGGGACAGCUUAGCAGGUCUUCUGAUCCCCAGGACUGCACAUAUGGCUCUCAUGUUAAGGUCCACUGUUGGGAAGGUUGGUCUGGAUGGCAGUGCCCAUUUUAAACCUGAGAGAGCCAUAUUGUUUUUUUCUUGUUCAGACAGCUCUCAGGAGCACCUGUGGUGCUCCCAGCACUGACAACUCUAGAUAGAUGGUCCUUGGCUGUCCCCCAACCGCAUUUGCAUACUUUCUGUUGAAGAAGGGUUGAUCCUGUUCCCAAAGCUGGGGCAGUUACCCUUAACUCCUUUCAUUCCUGUUCUGGAACUACCUGCUAUUCACUUUACAUUCAGGCCAAAUCACAGGGCACUGGGAAAGGUUUUAGGACUUUCAUCUUGAGUGUUUUUGGGCGUGUGCUUUAAUCCAGCUCACUAAGGAACAGUGAGGGAACAGUGUUUGAGCUGAGGAAUCAUUGUCUCUGGCACUAGAUUUCAAAUUUGAGGAUCUAAAACUACUUUGUCAUGAUGUGUGAACCCAUUAGAGUUGAACUGAGGAAUCUCAAAAAUGGGUUAAAGGAAAAGGAUUCGUGUCCCCCAUCCUUUUGGUUUAAAUUUUGAGAGUAAAAGUUACGGUUAGUUACAGGCUAACUAACUACAAUACAGACUUGAGGUCUGUAUUAUAAUUGAAUCAUCAGGCAUGCCUGUACCAAGGCAGAGAGAGAGGAAAGGUCUGGAGUCACUGUUACAGUUUGACAUUGACACCACUCCCUAAUGAAGAUUGUUUUCAAAAACAGAGAGUGCAUCCAGCCUUACAUAAAAAAGCAUAUGCUCUGAAUUGGGUGCCCCGAGUUUUGCAUUGGGCCAUCUGAAUUCCAGCCACAUUAAUGUACAUCAGCAUUGGUGGUUUCAUUCAAACAUUUUUUGAUCUGGGAAUACAAAGUUCUAAAAAGGGCCUUCCACGUAUACAAAGAAUUUUCAUACUGGUGUGGGAUGAACUGAUCAUUAAUAAUUUAGUAAAUGUUACAUGUGGGUGUAAAGUUCUGGUUUAGGGGCAGAGACAGCUGACUGAUAUGGUUUAGUUUGGGGCUGUAGAGUAGGAAGGUGACAUUAAUUAGUUUAGAUGUGGAAAAGACCUAUGGCUUUGGAUGAACUAACUGGGUCUUAACAAAAUUGUUUUCCAGAAAAUAAAUAAAGCUGAGCUAGUUAGAAAUGCUGUUAUUACCAAGAGAGAAAACAGGUGAGUGGGUACUGAGAACCCCUGAUUUGAGUCCCUGGUUUGGACUCUUCACCAAAGUAUUCAGAGCUGUCAUUAAUGCUUGUGUGUGGAAAGCCUUAGCUCUGUUGCAGAUCCAAUUGUGUGUAGGUUCUGUAACACUUCUUCAUGAUGUGUUAUUGAAGUUGCUGACACUAUUUCAGUUUAUCAUCCCUUUUGGAGGAGUGGACAUGAGGGGGGCUUUAAGCUUAAAAUGUACUAUCUAAUGGGAUUUGUUAAAAAAAAAAAAAAUGCUGGAGGCACACCUGUUAAUACCUGAGCAUCUACCUCUGUGUAGAGCAGUUUUAUUCAAGUACAACAGGAGAGUGAUUUCUCACUUGUGUCAGUUAAUGUGGUAACCUUUCCCAAAAAAAACACAUAACCUGGAGUCUCAAAUCAGUAGGAUGAAUUCUAACCCAGUGUGAAACAGUAUGAUUCUAAGUAAAUUGUCCAUUCUAACCUACAUGAUCACAAGAAAAAGAUAUUUAGCUCUGCCUGGGUUACCAAGAGUAAACUAGCUUUGGAAGUCAGAAUUCCCAGGAUUUAGACUAACUUCUAGAAAGUUCAAGUGUGAAGUUCUUUGGAUAGCUUCGUAAAAAUAAUUUGUUUCAUUUUUCGCUUGUGCUGGAUUUCUUGAAUUUUAAUCUACCUCAUCUUGUCUUCAGAGUUACUUCUGCCUGUCAUUGCCACUUGAACAUCGUGCUUGACUGGUUGUUUUCUAAGGUGGAUUUUUCCCUUUUGAUAGCUCCUUUUCUUCUGGUUCUCAUUUCACCUAACAUCAUCUCAUAUUGCUUCUCUGUCAAAGACAUGUUUUAAGAUAGUUUAAAGUCUUGUUUUAUGGGAAAAAGUAAUCCUUCAGUGCUAUUUGUCUCUGAGGUCAGUAAGGGAAGGAGUUAAAACAAGGUGUUGGGGGAGGGACGGACCCUGCACUGGAGGCGAAGGCUGACAAGGAAAGAGCCAUUAAUUAAGACAAUUUCAAAGUCAACUGAUUGUGAUCAUUAAUGUCAUAAUAGAUCAAAACCUAAUUAUCACAGUCUAGGUAAGAGCCAUCAGUAUUAAUCGGAAAAUCUAAUAGGAAACUAUUAUCAAGAAAUUAGGCCAAAUUGAAUGCAAUGAACUUUUUAUCUUGUCAUUCUCUAUUUUUUGUGUGUGAUGUCCCUUGGCAUUGACAGGUGUGACCCUAACAGCUGAUCCAAGUCCAAAUGGCCAGCUCAUUAUACUUUUUAAGGAGUACAUUUUGGGGGGUUGGGAACCGUUCAAACUGAACCUGAACUGUCAUUGCUGAAGAUCAGUUUUGAACUUCUUGUCAUUUGGAUUUGUCCAUUGUGAUCAGCCAUUGAUGAAAAAAGUUUAUAUUGUAUUUAAGUCUUGGAAUGGUUCCUGGAACUCGAGUGUCCCUGAUGAGCAUUGUACUGCGUUGAUGAUUUUUGAGCUUCUGUCGUGUAUAGAGAGGCCUGCUGCACUGGCCACUGUGAGGGGCGUGAAGGAAAGCAGCGAGUUUGCCUGGAAAUUAGUUUCCUGUGUCACAACAUUCUCAAGGCUCAAGUCAGUGUUUUCUAGUUCCUGGUAGCUUUAGGAUUCAAUUCUAAACCAGGGCUGGCUGGGGUUUGGUGCCCCUUGCCCCCAACCCCUUGUCCUAGUUUUUGGGUAAGAAAUAGUGGUUUCUACCAGAACCAGAACUCAGAAUAAAACCAAAGUGGGUGGGGAAUGCAUGAACUGGGUUUUUUUCCCCCCCCUUUUGUGUUAAAGAGCUAGGCCUCUGGCAGAGGUAAAGAUAUUACAAGAGUGUAUAUGACGAGUCGUAGAGGUCACCAUUUAUAUUCUUAAUCUCCAGCUGUUUAUGCAAUUCUGGGGGUUGAGCUGAGGCAGAAUGGUUGAGAUGCCCUCUGGGUUGUCCAGGAAGGGUGUGCAGCAGCUGGGGGCUAGCUGGUGUCACUAGGCUUCUGAGCUUUGUGACUCGCAGCCCUGCGAGACUCUACCAAGCCCACCAAUGGGGUAAGGUCUUUCUUGUUCCUACCUGAGAGUAGUCUUGUUUCUUUCUGGGUUUUAGGAAUUUGGGUUAUUCAGUACAAACCUUUUGAGUAAUCAGUGUGACUUAGAUCUUCAUCUCCUAAGUGAUUUUUUUCUUCCCCAAAGGAAUUCAUGUUUUCAGUGUUUAAAAUGUAAUUUUAUUUUCAAAACAUCCACUAACAUAAUUUUCAGAAGCAGUUGGUUUCUCCUAGGUUCCUCACAUUAUACUACAUAAAUAAUAAAUCCUUAGGUAAUACUUGUGGGUUGAUGGAACUCAUCUCCUUUGUGGAGUGAGGUGUACCUGUCAACUUCCUUUUGCUCCCAAGUGUAUCCUGAGAAGUAAAAUACUCUCUAAGAAGCAGAAUAUGAGUUGAGUGGAUGCUAACUAUGUGUGCCAACCUCUUCAACUGAUUUAAUAAUGGCUGACCUUGGGCAAGUCAUUCCUUUCAAUGCCUCAGUUCCCCAUCUGUCAAAUGGGGGUAAUAAUACUGACCUACCUCACAGGGGUGUUGUGAGGCAUUGUAAAUCAAAGUUGAUAGAAUACUUUAGGUUCCUCUGUGGAGGAUUCCUUGAGCCGAAGUUCAAGCCUGACACAGGCUGUAGUCCUCGCUGAGCUGUCUCCAAGUUUGGAACUACUUAGUGACUUUGGCAAACUCUCUGCCCCCCCACCCCUCAUCAAAGCUGCUAGUUCAGAUGUUGACAGUGUUUUCUUGAAUGUUGGAGUCUUUAUAGUUCAGACUUACUUAGGAUGUUACAGGGGAAGGCACUAGUUUCUCCUGUGUCUUGCAUUCACAAAGAGAGACUUUGGAUUAGGGAAUCAUGAGGGAGGGAUGCUACUGCUUGUUUUUCUUUGCAGGUUGGGAAUUAAGUUUCCUUUACCCAUGGAUUUGGAGCCAACAGACUGUCUCAGGAGGGUCUCAGUGGUUUUGACUUUUAUGGCUUUCCAUUCCCCACAAAUGAUCCCAGGACUGCUAGGUCACUGAACCCCUUCAUGCUCCUAAGCCUCCACCUCCUUGUAGGAACUAGAUGGUUCAGUAAAUGUAACCCCCUCCUCAUUCCCCACCAGAAAGAGCUACAUUGGAAUUUCCCCCCAUAAAUAUGUAUAACACUCAAUUAGAAUUGGGCAUUGAUCCUUAAGACUUCAUCCGAUUCACUGUAUUUAGGAUUUGUCAUCUCUUUCUCUGAACCUGACCUUGACCUUUUCCCUCUGGUUUCAGAAACCCUUGGAAGCUAUUUCUAUUUGUCCAGGUGUGGGCUCAAGAACUGUCCUCUUUCCAUCUCAUUUUAGAGACUCUCUUCUUCCCUUCCUUAGUCCUACAUUGGUAACCCAUGAAAAAGCACAAUGUCCUGGCUCCUUGCAGUCACAUUCCAGUUCUCUGUGUUUUGUGGACUCUGCUUCCGCUGUUCACCCGGCACUGGGGGUACUGGAGGAUGGAGAGAGCACAGUCUGACAUCCUGCCAACUAGCCAGGAGUUGACUUGCCCAUGGCCUGCUGGCCUGCCACCACUUCCCACGGGAUGGGAUCUAAGAGACUCAAGAAGCUGGGUUUCUUCCAGCCCUGCACCAUCCUGAGUAGUAAAGUCACACUUUGUAGCCAGGUUUCUGAAUGGAAAUGAGUUGUUGAAUUCUCUAUGGACUUUUUGGUUUGUGGGGGAGUUUUGGUUGUAUUUUAGUUUUAUUUCAGCCAAACAUGUCUGCUUUUGAUUUUUUUAAAAAGGAUAAGUGAUCUAUAUGUAUGUUUGCCUUUUAAAUGUAAAUGUUUAAAAGUAGGCAUUUAUGUGUUUCCACAACUGACAUCCAAUUCAGACCUCAUUCUCUCCCCCUCUUCCACCCUCUUUUCCCUCUUUUCAUACUCUUGUAUUGGUUCUAAUAAAUGGUUGCUUUUCAAAUAUG
Messenger RNA from Sciurus carolinensis (gray squirrel), 9068 nucleotides. It is a transcript of the gene Cbx5, whose product is annotated as chromobox 5. Gene Ontology annotation, cellular component: pericentric heterochromatin; nucleus. Bases 321 to 893 code for a protein of 190 amino acids. Gene Ontology annotation, biological process: negative regulation of transcription by RNA polymerase II; chromatin organization. The record is from RefSeq and is a predicted model, not a curated record. Gene Ontology annotation, molecular function: chromatin binding. The transcript has 5 exons. Lineage: Eukaryota; Metazoa; Chordata; Mammalia; Rodentia; Sciuridae.